AUGAAACCCCACUCUUCUCUUCUCUUCUUAUAUUCCUUCUUCCAUUUCUACACUCUUUCUUCUGCACUCAACUCAGAUGGCUUAGCACUUCUAUCCUUCAAAUCCCACUGGACAUCACUUCCACCUCUCAUCAACUCAACAUGGAUUCCAUCUCAUUCUACACCAUGUUCUUGGGCUGGUCUCAAAUGCAACUCUUUCCACCGGGUGAUCUCUCUCAACCUUUCCUAUCUCGAUAUUUCCGGUCAACUAGGAUCAGAAAUUGCAAACUGCACACAACUACAACACCUAGACCUUAGUUACAACUACUUCAAUGGCCAAAUACCUAACUCUUUCACUAACCUUCACAAUCUCAAAUAUCUCAGUCUUUCUGUUAAUCUUCUCACAGCUCCAUUUCCUCAUUUCUUGUCUCAAAUCCCUCACCUCAAGCUUCUUGAUCUCUCUUAUAACCAACUUUACGGUUCCAUUUCAACUACUAUCGCCAACAUGACUCAUCUCCAAGAACUCUAUCUCAAAUUUAACAAUUUCUCUGGUGCAAUUCCUUCAUCUAUUGGGAACUGUACUCAGUUGCAAGACUUGUAUUUGAAUGAUAAUCAGUUGGAGGGUGUUCUUCCUUACAGUCUCAACAAUCUCAACCAUCUUGUUGGUUUUGAUGUUGCCAACAAUAAGCUAACAGGUACUAUUCCAUUGGGGUUUUCCGGUUGUAGAAAUUUACUGUUUUUGGAUAUCUCAUUCAAUGAUUUUGGUAGUGGCAUUCCAUAUAGCAUUGGUAAUUGUACUGCUUUAUCACAAUUUGCUGCUGUGAAAUCUAACAUGGUUGGAACUAUUCCAUCUUCCAUUGGUCUGCUCACUAAGCUUUCGGUUUUACGCCUUUCUGAGAAUCAUUUAUCUGGAAGAAUACCUUCUGAAAUAGGUAACUGUAAGUCUUUGAAUGAGUUGCAUUUGUAUUCGAAUCGACUUGAUGGAAAAAUUCCUAGUGAAUUGGGGAAACUCAGUGAACUAAAGGACCUUGAACUGUUUUCUAAUCAAUUGAGUGGCGAAAUUCCGCUUGAUGUAUGGAAGAUUCGACGUCUCGAGUAUCUGUUAGUGUAUAACAAUAGCCUUUCUGGCGAGCUUCCCGUGGAGAUGACAGAGCUCAAGAAUCUUAAGAACAUUUCAUUGUUUAACAACAUGUUCUCUGGAGUCAUACCUCAAACUUUGGGAAUUAACAGCAGUUUGGUACAGUUGGAUUUUAUAAAUAACAGGUUUACUGGGAACCUUCCGCCAAAUCUUUGUUUUGGGAGAAAAUUGAGUGUUCUGAAUAUGGGAAUCAAUCGAUUUCGAGGAAGAAUACCUCUUGAUGUUGGAAGAUGCACAACUCUAAGAAGGGUCAUUCUUAAACAAAACGAAUUUACCGGGCCUCUUCCAGAGUUUGAAAGAAACACCAAUCUGUUAUUCUUGGAGAUCAGCAGUAAUAGAAUCAACGGAUCAAUUCCGUCGAGCUUAGGAAACUGCACGAAUCUCACGGAUUUAAUGUUGUCGAUGAACAAACUUAGUGGCAAUAUACCACCGGAGUUAGGAAGUCUUGUGAAUCUUCGAACGCUGGAACUUGCUCACAAUAACUUAGAAGGUCCUUUGCCUUUUCAGCUCUCAAAAUGUACUAGAAUGGACAAGUUUGAUGUAGGAUUUAAUUUCCUGAAUGGCUCGUUGCCAUCGAGUUUGCAGAAGUGGACAAGGCUAAACACACUAGUUUUGAAUGAGAAUAAUUUUAGUGGCGGAAUUCCAACUUACUUGUCGGCUUUUAAAGAUCUUUCUGAACUACAGCUCGGUGGCAAUAUGUUUGGAGGGAAAAUUCCUACCGCGGUUGGGACAUUGCAGAAUUUGAUCUACGGGUUGAAUCUAAGUUCUAAUGGCCUGAUAGGAGACAUACCAGUGGAAAUUGGAAUGCUGAAAACUCUAUUAAAGAUGGAUCUUUCUCAGAACAAUUUGACAGGAAGCAUACAUGUUCUUGACGAACUCCCUUCAUUAGAUGAAAUCAAUCUUUCGAAUAAUUCUUUUCAAGGUCCUAUACCGAAGAUGCUAAUGAAGCGGAUUAAUUAUCGAUUGUCAUCAUUUUUGGGGAAUCCCGGGCUAUGUAUCAGUUGUUCACCAUCCAGUGGUAUGGUUUGCAACGAAAGCAGCUAUGUAAAACCAUGUGACGACAACAACGAACCUACAAAUAACAAAGGCCUAAGUAAAGUUGCGAUUGUGAUGAUAGCUAUAGGAUCCUCCACAUUUGUUGUUUUGCUGUUGAUGGGAUUAGUUUAUAUCUUUGCUUGUGGCAGAAAGUCUGAACAGCAGGUCCAUAUCACUGAUAACGGAGGUCCUUCGUCGCUUCUUAACAAAGUCAUGGAGGCUACAUCGAACCUAAGUGAUCGGUAUAUUAUCGGCAGAGGAGCCCAUGGAGUUGUCUACAAAGCACUUGUAAGUCAAGACAAAGCUUUCGCUGUAAAGAAGCUAGCAUUUGCUGCCAGCAAAGGUAAGAACGUGAGCAUGAUUAGAGAAAUUCAAACCCUUGGACAAAUUAGGCAUCGAAAUCUCGUCAAAUUGGAAAACUUUUGGUUGAGACGCGAUCAUGGUCUAAUUCUGUAUAGUUACAUGCCAAAUGGAAGCCUUUAUGAUAUCUUGCAUGAAAAGAAACCAGCACCGUCUUUAGAGUGGAAUGUUCGGUAUAAGAUAGCUAUCGGAAUUGCUCAUGGGUUGACUUACCUCCAUUAUCACUGCGAUCCUCCCAUAGUGCACCGAGAUAUCAAACCAAACAACAUACUUCUAGACUCGGAUAUGGAGCCUCACAUUGCAGACUUUGGUAUUGCCAAACUUUUGGACCAGUCCUCUACAUCAAAUCCUUCCUUAUCCGUGCCCGGCACAAUCGGUUAUAUUGCACCAGAGAAUGCGUAUACAACAGUAAGUAGUAGGGAGUGCGAUGUAUACAGCUACGGAGUAGUUUUGCUUGAGCUGAUAACGAGAAAGAAGGUAGUAGAUCCAUCGUUUACAGAGGGUACUGAUAUAGUGAGUUGGGUUAGACUGUUGUGGAGUGAAACAGGAGACAUUAAUCAAAUUGUUGAUUCAAGCCUUGCGAAUGAGUGUCUAGAUACAAGUAUAAUGGAAAAUGUUGCAAAAGUGCUUAUGCUGGCUUUGAGAUGUGCGGAGACCGAUCCACACAAGAGGCCUAAGAUGACCGAUGUUACUAAGCAAUUAUCAGAUUCUAAUCCGCAGAGAAGAAGUAAGAAGGGCUAG
Messenger RNA from Lathyrus sativus (Indian pea), 3252 nucleotides. The record is from the annotation of a GenBank genome assembly. Lineage: Eukaryota; Viridiplantae; Streptophyta; Magnoliopsida; Fabales; Fabaceae.